GUUUGCCUGUAGAGUUUGCAACUUUCGGACUGCAUUGAAGGGUAACCUCAAGAGGCACAUGAUCCGCUUCCAUGGCAUUGAAUCUGGAUUUGAGUAAUUUCGAAAGGGGUGUAGGUCUCGGCUGGAAGUGUCCGUGGGUGCCCUUGACCAGGUCAUGGCCUCCACGGGGAUGUUGACCGGGGACUCGGGCGGGCGCCAGUGCCCCUUCUGCCCUCGCACCUUCGCCUUCCCCAGUUACCUGCAGCGGCACCUCACGUUGCACACCGGGGAGAAACCCUUUAGCUGCCAUCGCUGCAACAGUCGCUUCACGCGUCGCAACCACCUGAAGGAGCACCUCAUGAGGAAGCACGGGCAGCACCCGGUUGCCCCCACCCAUCUGCCCUCCUCCGCCGCCAUAGCCAGCGCCGCCCACCCGCCCAGUGGCGCCUCGACGUUCCGCCCGCCGAUCUCCUCGACGUCGGCGGCUUCCACGUCGCACGUAACAGACGUCCUUCACUUGGACUGAGCGCUGAAGCCACGCCAGGGCGCCGAUCCACGGAAGUUUUGAUCUUACAUUUAUGCCUUUGGUUCGUCACGCAUUUGCUUUUGAAUGGCGUCGCCAGUUGUGGUGGAAAGGGCUUCUCCGAGUGAGUUUCGUGUCACACUUGAAAUAGAAGAAAUGUGAUCAAUUAAGGAAGAGUUAAAAGAGGCCGGGUUGAUAAUCCUGCACUCAACCGAGACCCCAAAUUGCCUUGUGUAAUAGGACUACGUGCGUGGUACUAGCGCAGUACUUGUUGAAGAAAUUUUAACGAAUAUGAUUUUAUAGUGAUGUCAAAAGUAAAGUUUAUUUUUGUUUACAUAUAUUAAAAGUUUAUUUCUCUUGAAUUUUAUAAUAGUUCAUAAAUAAUAAAAGUAA
Molecule: messenger RNA, 895 nt
Organism: Penaeus chinensis
Lineage: Eukaryota; Metazoa; Arthropoda; Malacostraca; Decapoda; Penaeidae
Product: zinc finger protein 581-like
Exons: 2
Coding region: 155-505 (116 amino acids)
Source: RefSeq, a predicted model, not a curated record